Messenger RNA from Emiliania huxleyi CCMP1516, 362 nucleotides. RefSeq lists its product as hypothetical. The record is from RefSeq and is a predicted model, not a curated record. Gene Ontology annotation, cellular component: membrane. The annotation marks the transcript as partial. The transcript is spliced from 2 exons. Lineage: Eukaryota; Haptophyta; Isochrysidales; Noelaerhabdaceae.
GUGGGCUGCACUCAGACGAGAGCACCUUCCCCGAGUUCCACUACUCGGCCGUCCUCUACCUCUCCACGCAGGGCGACGACUUUGAGGGCGGCACCUUCUCGUGGAGCGACCCGCCCGAGGCAGCCCCGCCCGAGGGGCAGCCUCGCCGCCACGUGGAGCCCCUCCGGUCAGGCAGGCGAUUCGCCGUGCCCUCCUUUUUCACGACGCUGCCCGGCGGGCCACCAGCCGAGGCGACGGUGCCCACCGAGCCGCGCGCGGUCGCGGACGAGCUCUGGCGGACGCUGCUGGCGCCGCAGACGGCGGCAGACCCAAAGGAAUUUUUCCUCAAGUGGCACGGCCUGCUGGCGCCAGGGCACGCGUGA